UUUCAUCGUUAGAAUGAUACACAAGCAAGAAACUUUCGUUUAUUGCCAGUAACACACAAUUACUUAGUGUUUACUUCUAAAUCAGAAAACUGCCUUGUGAUGCGCCUUAUGAAGAAAGCUUGAAAUCACUGAAAUGUCAUUUGCGUAUUUAGGUUAAAUUUAACGCAGUUACUGUUGGAAAAAAUCACGAUUUUUUUAAUCAUAUGAAUUCAUUCCUACUUUUCCCUGCGGAAUGAUUUGUUGAUCGGAAGGGUCGCUGCACUGAAAGCGUUUGUGUUUGUAAAAGCGUUAGGCAUUGAAAACGUUUACGUCCGAUUAUUUACGUUUACGUCCGAUUCUUUACGCUUUAGUGAAAUUGAUGAACUGCCGCCUUCCAGAAUUCGCUCUUAUCUGUACACGAUGUUGAUCAGGAUGAGGUUGCUGUUUGUGUUAAUUUUAAUGACGGUCGCAGCGGCUUCCGGGAUCGACCUGCAAAGUACUUCCGGGUUGCAGCUUGAAGCCAGGGAACAUAAACCACCGUUCGGAGCAAUGCAACCGGCAUCCGUCAAUCCCGUGGCAUCCUUACCAAUUGAUUCCAGUAAUAAUAUUACCAGCAGUCCGUUGGUUCGGAAUCGGCGCCAAGGCCUGGCCGGUUUGGAGAUCGCCAAAGACCAUAACAAAGACGAAAGCUAUCCGAAGAGUACGGUCGUCGCGGAAUACACCGUAACUCACACGCCACUCGACCAUCUCGGGUAUCGACGACGACGCGAAGGUCGCGAACACGAUUUUUUCUUAGCGGUUGCACCCAACACCACCGACACCAGUGCGGCUGGUAAGAAUGUGCAACCCUUAAGCCAGCGCAGUCGGCGCCAGACCGAGGAAGAAGGCACGAUCGCCGCUGCCGGUGAGCCGUCACAUAUCGCCGUCCAACCGACGCCGUUUCAUACGGACGUCACGUUGGUGCCGGUUGAUCAUCAUCACCAUGAAUUUGUAGAUCCCAGUGACAGCACCAACGAGGGCCGGAUUAAGCAUAGAGAUAAAACGGUAUUAAAGCGACAGGUGGAUGAGCACGAGAUGACACGGGUGCCUGUCACCAGACGACGCACCACAACGACAACGCUCGGUUGGCUGAAGCGGAUACAGCAGGAUACUAGCAGUGGACAAAGCAGCCGGUCUUCGGGGGCUUCGGGAGGAAUACAGACGCCGCCGAUACCACUUGGAGCGAUUUAAAAUUUCUUAUUGCUAGAAAGUGUAAAUUUUAAUGAAUGAAAACAACACAGCUUUUCUGCAGUAUUCAAGCUGUGAGAACUGGGGUUCAUUAUUUUUUGUUAUAGACGGCGGCACAUCUUUAUUCUUUUAUCAAUUUUUUUCAUCAUGAACACGCCAAUUGGCUUUUUGGUACACAUUACUUUACAGAUACCUUGCUGAAACGAAUGAACAAUUGAAUUUUUAAAAAUUGGAAUCAACGCGACCGAACGUGACUUCGGAAA
This is a messenger RNA of Paramacrobiotus metropolitanus, 1469 nucleotides long. RefSeq lists its product as uncharacterized. Lineage: Eukaryota; Metazoa; Tardigrada; Eutardigrada; Parachela; Macrobiotidae. The transcript has 2 exons. The record is from RefSeq and is a predicted model, not a curated record. The coding region runs from base 400 to 1209 and encodes 269 amino acids.